AUGGGCUGCGGUGGCUCCAAAGAAGCGGUGGCCACCGGCAACUCCGGCAGCAGCAGAUGCAACCGAUUCAAGAGGAAAUCCAGCGUCGUCGACGCCACCCAGCCAUCGUCCCGUGUGCUUCAGCCAUCCGACAAUGCCUCCACCGCCGCUGCGAAGGCCAAUGGCGAGGUGAUCGCUGAGACGAAGGACAAGGCAGCCAGAUUGAAAGAGAAAGCCAUUGGGGAGAAGAAAGAGGAAGGGAUCAACAACAAGGCCGAACAGGUCGUGAAGGACAACAAAGAAGCCGUCACUGAGAAGGAGGGCAACGCGAUCUCGAAGGCGAAUGCCAUCGGGGAGGAGAAACAGGUCGAGAUCAAGAAGGAUGAAGCAGUCGUCACGGAUGCUAGAGAAGUGGUCACCGGUGAAAAGGGCAAAGAAGCAUUGAUCGAUAAGGCUGCCAAGGAGAAGAAAGAUGAGGUCGUCAAGGACAAAGCAGUGGUUGCCGAUCAGAAGGCUGACAUGUCAUCAAUUGAGGAUGUGAGUGUCAUCACCGAGGAGAAAGAAGAGGAUAUCAAGAAGGAUGCUGUGCUCAAAAUAUCGACUAAGGCAGCCGUCGAGAAGGAAAAUGGUGGUGAAAAUAUAGACAUGGCAAUCGAGGAGAAUGAUGACGCUGCGUCAACCAAGAACGGCAACGUUGAGGAUCCCAAGGAGGAUGACAGUGUCACGUUCCCGGUUGCCAUGGUGACAGAGGAGGAUGGCAGUGUCACCUUCGCAGUACCAGAUGACGCCGAGACCAAGGACGAUGAAAUGGUCACCUUCGCAAAACCAUUAGCCCCUGUGACCAAGGAUGGUCACAGUAUUCACUUUGUGGCUACCCCUGCGACCAAGGACGACGAUAGUGUUGCCUCUGCAGCUUCCCCGAUGACCAAGGACAACGAAAUUGUCAGCUUACCGGCAGCCCAAGAGGAGGAGGAGGAGGAGGAGGUAGAAGAGAAACCUGAGCCUUCUGAGGACAAUGAGGAGGUGGAAAAAGAGGCGGAGCUGGCAGAGUCUACUGUUUUUGAGGAUGAGGAGGCCAUGACCGAAGCUGAUGGUGCAACAGAAGCUGAAGAGGAGGCGGCAGGGCACUCUGAACUUUCUGAAGAUGAUGAGGUAAACAAUGAGGCAGACCUGCCAGAUCCUACUGCUGUUGAGCAGGUGCUAACCAAAGUUGUCGAGGAAUUGAAAGGGGAGGAGGAGAGGGAGAAGGUGGACACAGUAGGGGAGAACAAGGUUGAGCAGGAAGAGGAGUGUCUCCAAAGAGCCAGAGGAUGGGAAAUCCAUUACACCUUUGAGAGACGAGGACGCAUUAAGGUCAGAAGAUUUGACCAGGAUAUAAUGAAAGCUAACAUGGGCAAGCUGUGUUGCAGCCAGGAAGAUGAUGAGCCGCAGUUCAACCUUCUGGGCCUGCUCGUCACCAUCGUCCUCGCCUUGCUGCUGCUGAUGCUGUGCACACCUCCACGGCGCAGGCGCUGCGUCGCCUACUACCCUUGCUACUAG
Miscanthus lutarioriparius is the source of this 1518-nucleotide messenger RNA. The record is from the annotation of a GenBank genome assembly. NCBI's taxonomy places the organism in Eukaryota, Viridiplantae, Streptophyta, Magnoliopsida, Poales, Poaceae.